Molecule: messenger RNA, 4742 nt
Organism: Synchiropus splendidus (mandarinfish)
Lineage: Eukaryota; Metazoa; Chordata; Actinopteri; Syngnathiformes; Callionymidae
Gene: polg
Product: polymerase (DNA directed), gamma
Exons: 23
Coding region: 174-3695 (1173 amino acids)
Biological process (GO): mitochondrial DNA replication
Cellular component (GO): gamma DNA polymerase complex; mitochondrion
Molecular function (GO): DNA binding; DNA-directed DNA polymerase activity; 3'-5' exonuclease activity
Source: RefSeq, a predicted model, not a curated record
UUCUGUUCAUUUCAACGCUGGAUAGUACUAUAGUGUCGAUUUGGUAGUUGGUGCUCGACUGUCUGAAUUGUAUUUCUGUCUCCUCCUGAAAGCGGGCAGAGUCUUCCAGUCCGCCUGGUGUCGCUGUGUGCCCCAAUUUGCAGCGAGGAUAUUUCCGAGCUCCUGAGGAGGUGAUGCUGCUGUCACGCUGUCCUCUCCAGAAACUGCUUCUCCCAGGACAAUGGCUGCGCUCCUUCUACUCCACCGAGACCCGCACGAACCCCCUGAACAUCCAGAUGCUUUCCAAGAACCUCCACGAGCAGAUCUUCCGGGGAGUGGAGCCGGCGUACCAGCCGGACGCUGUGGAGAGGAGCGUUCGACACCUGCAGAAGCAUCAGCUCUGGGACAAGGACUCGCCGCUGCUGCCAGAUGUGCAGUUGAAGCUUUCAGAAAUGUACGGCCAGAACGUGGACCAGCACUUCCGCGUCCUGGCUCAGAAGCAGAGCCUUCCGUACCUGGAGGCGGCCACAGCUCUGCAGUUGGCGUCUCUCCCGCGCAUGCCUAGCAAGUGGAGGUGGGAUGCUGGAUGGACUCGCUAUGGACCGAACGGGGAGAGCCAAAGAGUGGAUUUUCCAGAGGAGGAGGCUUUGGUGUUUGAUGUGGAGGUGUGCAUCACAGAGGGGAAGUGCCCGACACUGGCUGUCGCUGUGUCUCCUACUCACUGGUAUUCCUGGUGCAGCAGACGCCUCAUUGAAGAGCGCUACUCGUGGUCCGAGCAGCUGACCCCAUCUGAUCUCAUCCCCCUGGAGACCCCGACGAACUCUGUCCGUCCCCCGGGGGGUCAGUGGAAGGAGAAGCUUGUCGUGGGUCAUAAUGUCAGUUUCGACAGGUCCUACAUCAAGGAGCAGUACUUGCUGAAGGGCUCGAAGGUGCGCUUCAUUGAUACCAUGAGUCUUCACAUGGCCAUCUCAGGCCUCACCGGCUUCCAGCGGACUCUGUGGAUGGCCAACAAGACGGGCAAGAGGAGGGGCCUUCAGGGGGUGAAGCAGCAUAUGAAGAAAGCGGGACAGAGUAAAGACGGACCAAAGGUGGGCUCCUGGGACUGGGUGGAUAUCAGCAGCAUCAAUAACUUGGCUGACGUCCACGCGCUGUACGUGGGCGGCCCACCGCUGGAGAAGGAAGCCAGAGAAACCUUCGUCAAAGGCAGCAUGGCGGAUGUCCGGAACAACUUCCAGGAGUUAAUGCAGUACUGCGCCUUGGACGUCCUGGCCACGCAUGAGGUCUUCACCGAGCAGCUGCCUCUGUUCAUGGAGAGGUGUCCGCAUCCUGUUACGUUGGCGGGGAUGCUGGAGAUGGGCGUGAGCUACCUACCCGUCAAUCAGAACUGGGGGCGCUACCUGGAGGAUGCUCAGGACGUUUAUGAGGAGCUGCAGAGGGAGCUGAAGAAGUCGCUGAUGACGCUGGCCGACGAUGCCUGUCAGCUCCUGCACGACGGCCGAUACAAAGAAGACCCCUGGCUGUGGGAUCUGGAGUGGGACGUGCAGGAGUUCAAGCAGAAGAAACUGCCAGUCAGCAAGAGGAAGCUUGCCAAUAAAGCAGCUGAGAUAAAAGCUGCUACUCCGCUGCCCAACUACGAGGAAGACCCUGGUCCUCCAUCUGAAGAGGAAACGAACGCCCCGAGUUCCGGGAGACUGGCUGUGGACAAGCUGAAGGAGACAGUGAACCGAUUGCCAAAAAGAAGGCAGCACCUCCCUGCUCACCCAGGCUGGUAUCGUAAGCUCUGCGAGAAGAUGUCCGAGGAGGAGAGCUGGUCUCCUGGAGCCAGCCUGAUCAGCCUCCAGAUGAGGGUCACCCCCAAGCUCAUGGGACUGACGUGGGACGGGUUCCCACUCCACUACUCGGAGAAGCAUGGGUGGGGCUACCUGGUCCCGGGGCGCAGCGACGGCAUAAGCCACGAGGAGGAGAGUCCUGGUCCAGUCUGCCCACAUCGAGCCAUCGAGAAGAUUUACAGGGAACAUUGUGAGCAGAACAGCAAAGAGCAGCCGGAGCAUCCGGAGGUCAGCGCGUCAGAUGACCUGAACUGGACGGACAGCACCGCGUGGGCGAAGGUGGAGGAGUUUGGUGCUCGGGAGGCCAUAGCUGACGGAAAUGGAGACAAGAUCUCAAAAAACGGAAAACAAAGGGAUGAGACUCAGUGUCCGUAUCACCAUGGCAACGGCCCCUACAGCGACGUGAACAUACCCGGGUGUUGGUUCUUCAAAUUACCUCACAAGGAUGGAAAUCACAACAACGUGGGGAGUCCUUUUUCCAAAGACUUUCUUCCCAACAUUGAGGACGGAACGCUGAGGGCAGGGAGGGGCGGAACCAACGCCGCACGGGCGCUGGAGAUCAAUAAGAUGAUGUCGUUCUGGAGAAACGCCCAUAAGCGAAUCAGCUCUCAGAUGGUGCUGUGGCUGAGGAAAGGGGAGCUUCCUCGGUUUGUCACCAGGCACGCAGACUUUGACGAAGAGGGGCAGUACGGCGCCAUUUUGCCUCAGGUUGUGACGGCCGGCACCGUCACUCGUCGGGCAGUGGAGCCAACAUGGCUGACAGCCAGCAACGCACGACGUGACCGAGUGGGCAGUGAGCUGAAGGCCAUGGUGCAGGUGCCACCCGGGUAUCACCUGGUCGGCGCCGACGUGGACUCUCAAGAGCUGUGGAUCGCAGCGGUGCUGGGAGAGGCUCACUUCGCAGGGAUACAUGGCUGCACAGCGUUUGGAUGGAUGACCCUCCAGGGCAAGAAGAGUCAAGGCACUGACUUGCAUAGCCGCACCGCAGACGCCGUGGGCAUCAGCCGAGAACAUGCCAAAGUCUUCAACUAUGGCCGCAUCUACGGAGCCGGGCAGCCGUUCGCUGAGCGACUGCUCAUGCAGUUCAACCAUCGCCUGGGUCAGGCUGAAGCGGCCAGCAAAGCCCGGCAGAUGUACGCUCUCACCAAGGGGAUUCGCAGGUAUCACUUGUCAGAGGAAGGCGAGUGGCUGGUGAAGGAGCUGGACAUAGAUGUGGAAAGGGAGCAGGAUGGAAGUGUGUCCCUGCAGGAGCUGAGGAGGAUCAGUCGACUUGCUGCUCAGAGUUCUCGAAGGAGACGGUGGGAGAUUGCGGGAAAGCGUGUGUGGUAUGGAGGCACAGAGUCCGACAUGUUCAACAAACUGGAGAGCAUCGCUCACUCGGAGCAGCCGGCCACUCCGGUCCUGGGCUGCCGGAUCAGCAGAGCCCUGGAGCCAAGCGCAGUCAAAGAUGAGUUCAUCACCAGCAGGGUCAACUGGGUGGUUCAGAGUUCAGCGGUGGACUAUCUCCACCUCAUGCUGGUGGCCAUGAGGUGGCUGUUUGAGGAGCACGACAUCGACGGACGCUUCUGCAUCAGCAUCCACGACGAGGUCCGGUACCUGGUCCGCAGCGAGGACAGAUACCGGGCGGCCUUGGCUCUUCAAAUCACCAACCUCCUCACCCGGUGCAUGUUCGCACAUGCGUUAGGGAUGCAGGACCUUCCGCAGUCGGUGGCUUUCUUCAGCGCGGUUGACAUCGACCAGUGUCUGAGGAAGGAGGUCAACAUGGACUGUGUGACUCCUUCAAAUCCAGCAGGACUGGAGAGAAGAUUUGGCCUCGCUCCUGGUGAAGCCCUGGACAUCUACCAAAUCAUGGACAUCACCAAAGGUUCCUUGAGUAAAGGACGGUAGCACACACACGACCUCUAGGCUUUUGCUUGUUUCCUUUUCUUCUGCUUGGGUUCUUGGGUUUCAUCCACCUCCUGCGACUCUGCGGCCUGAAACAAACCUUCAGUUAGAGGUGGAAGACCACAGGGUUAAAGGUGGGAACAGACCUCCUGACUCUGGUCCUGCUCCUGCAGAGCUGCGUCCAGCGUGGCUGCGUUGAUGCGGAAGUCUCUGGAGGUGCUUAGUUUCAUGUACUGCAUCAGGUUCACCUGGGGGACGACAGCAACCCAAAACUGUUUUCAUGACUCUACAAGUGCCUUCAGUCCAUGCAGUUUUAUUUGGUCCACUCGUGCCAGUGAAAGGCAGCAGGCCUUGUGAAGACCCACCUUCGACUUCUUGGACAGCGCGAUCAGAUACUUCUCAUACUGCUCGAUACUGAAGAUCAAAUUGGGGAUUGCCUUCGUCUCCCGCAGGAGUUUAGCCUGAUUGAAGGAAAAAAAACAAAAGAAUUCCAGAUGUAAUAACCCAACCACAGCUGUUAACACUGUCAAAACAUUAUUUUUUUAUAAGGAAUAAACUUCUCCAUGAAUGUGUUCUCACAGAAGCCACUGGGUUGACUUCAUUUUUCUUCUUCUUCUUCUUGUCAUCUGCACCUCCAGCGGACAUCUCUCCAUUCUACAGGGAUAUUUCACAGUACACUGCAGGUUAAUGACUUUAAAACUUCACAAUUGAUGCACAGUUAAGUGACAUGUUAAAGUGAAACAUAGCUGAGAACAUCAGUGACAGGAAAUUCAGAACUGGGGCUGCAUUGUGACAUUGGAUCAUGCUACGUUCUAGGAUUUUGACUUAGCAUUUUGACUUUUAAAGAAGCACAAAGACACACGAAGGUGUUGGGUGAGGAGAAGCUGGAACAGGUGAAGACACUGAGAGGAUGUUACCUGGACGUAUGUGAUGAAAGAGUAGCACUGUGGCGUCAGGUGGGACCCGGAGAGUUUCACCUGCACAGGAAACGUAUUGAGAAAAGCUGGCGGCUGUUUGGACCACAGUGUCUCCGACUCACCAACUUCUCGA